GGCUAACAGCCCAGAAGGGGAGCUCCUUUGGUUUUCAAGAUGGCAGCAACUAGUGGUGAAAGCCAGCUGCAGCGGAUUAUCAGAGACUUGCAAGAUGCUGUGACUGAAUUAAGUAAAGAAUUUAAAGAAGGAGCAGAACCGAUCACAGAUGACAGUGUCAACUUGCAAAAAUUCUCCUACAAGCUUGAGUACCUUCUACAGUUUGACCAGAAAGAAAAAAACACAUUGCUGGGGAACAAAAAAGACUACUGGGAUUAUUUCUGUGACUGUCUGGCAAAAGUCAAAGGAGCUAAUGAUGGAAUCCGCUUUGUCAAGUCUAUUACAGAACUACGAACAUCUCUUGGAAAAGGAAGAGCAUUUCUUCGUUACUCCCUCGUUCACCAAAGGCUAGCAGACACCUUGCAGCAAUGUUUUAUGAACACCAAGGUGACCAGUGACUGGUACUAUGCAAGAAGUCCAUUUCUGAAUUCCAAAAUGAGUUCUGACAUUGUGGGUCAACUCUAUGAGCUCACUGACGUUCAGUUUGACUUGGCAUCAAGAGGCUAUGAUUUAGAUGCUGCUUGGCCAGCAUUUGCCAGGAGGACACUGUCCUCACUUGGAUCUUCAGCAUAUUUAUGGAAGCCCCCAAGUCGCAGUUCCAGCAUGAGCAGUUUAGUGAGCAAUUAUUUGCAGGCCCAAGAGUUUCCCUCCAGCCCUGAUGUAAAUAGCUCCCUAAAUGUUGAACACCUUGAGGGCUUUGAGGAGAUGCGUGUAGAACUCGACCAGGCUGAGCUGAGGCAGAGGGAACUUCAAGAUCGUAUUCACCAGCUAGAAAUGGAAAACCAGGAGCUCCAGGCAGCUGUCAGCCUUCAGAAAGAACAGGUACAGGUAGAAAAGGAGAAGAGCAAUAACUACAGCAAGGAGAACUGCCGGCUGACAAAGAUGAUCACAGAGUUACAGAAACAGUGUGAGGUCUCGCACUCCACUCAGAGCACUGUUCAUGACCUGCAGAAGUGCCUGCAGUCACUGGAACUGAAUGCAGUGGAGCAGCAGAAGGAAUAUUCAACAAAGCUGGAGCACCUGGUGACCAGCAAGGAAGACUGUGCCUCAAAACUGCAGGUGUUGAAUCAGGAGCUGGAGGCCUCUAGGGCUUUGGUUGCUAUGAAGGAUCUUUUCAUCGAUGAACUCAAAGCCAAGCUGAGUUCCACAGAACAGAAGAACCUCAACCUCCUCGCAAAAGUUGACGCUGCCUUGGAGGAAAAGGGACAGCAAGCCACAGCCCACUGUGACUCUGCCCUACAGAUACAGGCACUGUUAGAGAAGCUUCAGGAGUCAGAAGAGGAAAAGGCAGAUAUGCAAAGGUUCAAUGAUAAACAUGCGUCUCAGCUGAAAGCAGCAAGAGAGCAGCUGCAGCUGAAAGAAGAGGCACAGAAGGAACUGGAAUCCAGAUACAAUCGCCUCACUGCUGACUCCAAAGAAGAGAGUCAAAAGCUGCUUGGGAGCCUGGAAACCAUGGCAAAGGAAAUGGAUGCACUUCAGAAGGCCCUGACCCUGAAAGGAAAGGAGAUGGCUGAGCUCCAGACCCAAGUAAUGGGGUCGCUGGCUCAGGUGGGGUCACUGGAAAAAAAUCUUGAGGAAGCAAGGAAAGAAAAAGAGAAACUUGAGGAAGAGUAUAGUAGGAGGGAAGGAACACUGAAGCAGGAAGCCCAGUCGCAAGCAGAGCAACUUGAACUACAGGAGGGUCGCUUAACAAAGGUGAGUCAGACUGUGUGUAACCUUGAGGAGCAAAACCAGAAACUCUUGUCUGAGAAGGAGCAUCUCAGCCAGAAAGUCAAGGAGUUGGAGGAGCAGAUGGAGCAGCAAAACUCUGCAGUGAGCGAAAUGGGUGAAGAGAGCAGAAAGCUGAAAGCAGAGAAUGCGAAUUUGCAGCAGUCCAAGAAGAAGAUGGAAGGGAAGCUGAAAAAUUUGGAAGCUUCUAAAGCUUCCCUGGAAGCCGAGGUAGCCAGGCUGAGAGCCUCUGAGAAACAGCUUCAGAGUGAGAUAGAUGAUGCCCUGGUGUCAGUUGAUGAAAAAGAGAAGAAGCUCCGGGGUGAGAACAAACAGCUGGAUGAAGACUUGCAGAAUGCCAGGAGGCAAAACCAAAUUCUGGAGGAGAGAUUAGAGGCUCUGCACUCAGACUAUGAAGAACUAAAGCAAAGAGAAGAGACCACAAAGGAGUCUUAUGCCUCACUUGAAGGACAGCUGAAGAGUGCCAAACAGCAUAGUUUACAAAUGGAAAAAAGCUUAGGCACCUUGAAGGAAAGCAAAGAGUGUCUCCAGUCACAGCUCACAGAGAAGGAAGUAGAACUGCAAGGCAUGGAGAGCCAGUGUAAGCAGCUAAGAGCAGAAGCUGAAAGACAUAGGAAGAAAGCAGAGACUCUUGAGGUAGAAAAGCUCAGUGUUGAAAAGACAUGCCUUCAUCAGACAAAGCUUAUUGAAAACCUCACAUCAGAGAAGGAAUCAGUGGAAAAACACCAGCUACAGCAGGUGGCUUCUCUGGAGAAGGAGGCCAAAGAGCUGGCCUCCAGACUGACUAUGAGUGAAGAGCAGUUGGAGGUCAACUGGGGUGAAGUGUCUAGGCUGCAAGGAGAAGUCCUCAACCUGCGAGUCAAGCUUCAGCAGACUGCUGAUGAGAGAGAGCAGAUGAGAGGUGAGCUCGCAAUCACAGAGACUGUCUUGGGUGAGCAGAAGGUGCUUGUCCAGCAGCUGAAAGAGCAGAGUGAGUCACUCAACAGAAACCAUGUGCAAGAACUGGUGGAAUGUAAAGAAAGAGAAGAAGUGCUGAAAAAAGAGCAGGAGACAGCAGCCCAUCAAAAAGCUGAGCUGGAAAGUAAUUUGCUGAACCUGAAGGAAGAGCUAUCCAAGGUUAAGCAGUACUUGGAAGUUGCUAGAAUGGAAAAUGAAGAAAACAAAGAUCUCCUGCACAGGACCAACACAGAUAUGGCUGAACUUGGUAUUCAGAUUUGUGCCUUGACCUCUGAGAAGAUGGAUGCAGAAGAGCAGUUAGCCCAGGCCAUAGAAAGGCUCAAAGAACUGGAAGAACAGGCAGCAGAGCAACAGGAGAAGCUGAAGCUUGACAUCUCUAAUCUCAGACAGGAGAAUAAGAGCCUGCAAGAGAAAUUAGAGGAGGCUCAAAUAUGUGCCACAGCUGUCCCAAAUCUGCAAUUGCAGCUGGAGACAGUAAAGAAACAGGCACAGAGUUUCCAAGAGGCCAGCCAAGAAGAGCUGUCUGCAAUAAAAUUUCAAAUGAGCACUGAGAUUCUAAAUUAUCAGACAAAAUUCAAGGCUGUCAGUGAAGAGUGUGGGAAAGUAAGAGAGCAACUUGAGGAGCAGAAACGACAACAGCAUGCUGCAGAGGAAGAGAUUGCGGAGUUACAAGCUGCAAACACGAGUUUGUCUAGAAAGCUGGAUGAAGCAAGAGAGCAGCUGUCUGAAUCAGAAUCUGCUCGGCUGCAGAAGGAAGAGGAGGUGAUGUCUCUGAGAGAACUCUUGGAAAGGAUCCAAAAAGAAGCUGAUGAAGCAAAAGAGAAGGUCCUGGAUUACAGUGAGAAGCUCAGCAAGGUGGCAGCAGACAAAGACAGCAGUGACCAGAAGUUAUUUGCUGAACUGGAUGACCUGACGAGAACAAAACAGUUCCUUGAAGAACGUUUGAUAGAACUUAUCAGAGAUAAGGAUGCUUUAUGGCAAAAAUCAGAUGCUCUGGAGUUCCAGCAAAAGCUUAGUGCAGAGCAAAGGUGGCAGGGGGACACAGAGGUUAAUCAUUGUCUGGACUGCCAGAGAGAGUUCUCAUGGAUGGUGCGCCGACAUCACUGCAGAAUGUGUGGUCGCAUUUUCUGCUACUACUGCUGCAACAACUACAUGGUGACAAAACCUGGUGGAAAAAAGGAGCGUUGCUGCAGAGCUUGCUUUAAUAAGCCUAGAGUCAUUGUGGACAGUACAGAUGACUCUGGAUCCAGUGCCAACCAGGAAGGGUCACCAGCUUCAUUGGAAUCACCUGUGUCACCAUCUGAGCGAGUUUUUGUUGCAAGUGAAGCCUCUAAACCACCAGAUGAUGCAGCAUUUGAUAUAAUCACUGAUGAAGAGCUGUGCCAAGUACAGGAAUCAGACUCUCUCCACAAUGAAAGUCAGAUGGAGGGAGAGUCUCUGGAUCAAAGUGUGACAGAUCUAAACAGCAUGUGUAAUUCUUCAACCUUUGAUGAAUCGGAAGAGUGGCAAGUUGCUCAAGAUGCUGAGAUAUGCUUGUUGAAGUCAGGAGAAAUCAUGAUCAAAUUACCCCUUACAGUGGAAGAGAUCUUAAAUUUUGGAGAAAGCAACAGAGAGCUGUUCAUUAAAUCCAGCACCUACAGUAUCAUUCCCAUCACUGUUACAGAGAUGGGCCUAACAAUUAGCUGGAUCUUUUCGUCAGACCCUAAAAGCAUAUCCUUCAGCGUUGUCUACCAAGAAUCAGAAGACACGCCACUGGAUCAGUGCAAAGUUCUUAUUCCUAUGACCCGCUGCAACUCUCAUAAGGAAACUAUCAGAGGACAGGUGAAAGUCAGAAACUCUGGAAUCUACACACUGAUAUUUGACAACACAUUCUCUAGGUUUAUCUCAAAAAGAGUGUUUUAUCACUUGGCUGUCGAGCGACCUGUCAUCUAUGAUGGAAGUGAUUUUCCACAGCCUUGAAUAUACUGUGUUACUUUUAAUUAAAUUUUAAAGAAAUGCUAUUAUUUAUGUACAUGUAAGCAUUAUGAUUACCACUGUGUUUGAAGACUUUGAAACUAUGCAAUAGUUAUAAUGCAGUUAGAGAACAUGUAUACACUAAAAAACAGAAGCCUUUUUAGGAACACUAAUGGUUCUGUACUGUGUACAGAUUGCUGAAAAGCCAUGUUGUUUGAUUUAACAGGUCAAUAAUAACCAAAUUUUUUCAGUGGGGAGAAAAAUAAGUGUGGGGGUGUCUAAAUGCAAACUGAAAUUCUCUACUGAAAAUUGAAUUACUUUUCUUCAAAAAAUAUCCUUCAAAAGGAAAUUUAAUGAAAAAUGCCUAUUUUUCUUGACCUCUUCACUAAGGAGUAAACAUAACCAUUUCUGUUCUGCUCUACUGCUCUUACAGUCAGAACAACAACUAUGCAAUACUUCGCAGCCAUAUAUUGUAAUCCAUCUAGAAUUUUUUAUCUUUUCCAAGUUUUAUAAACAGCAAACAUAGGGGAUUUUUACAUUUUGGGCUAGGAUUUGGUAAGUCUGGCUUUUACAAAUGCUUUGGUACAGUUACAAAACAAUACAACACAAAGCAGCAACUCCUUUCACUUUCGCUCACCGUACUCUGUAAGUUGGUCCACUGAAGUCAGCUCUUAUGGUGAGUACCAGUGGCAUAAUCAGGAAUAUCAUUUGUAGAAUAAAGUACUGCUUACCGUGUGAUAUUAGGAAGAGGAGCAAUCUUUUUUCCUGCUUUAGCACCUUAGUCAUCCACGUUCACAGGAAAGCACAGUUUAUGAGGAGAUCAGCAGUCUCUCUCUCUAGACCAUGUGGAACGUAGCAAUAAUGUUUGAAUCAAUCUCAAAAAGUCCAUCCAAAACUGAAUGCAUAUCCAGCCCUGAUGAGCUCUCCACCCGGUGUUGGUGUAUUCUGCCCCUUUCCUCACCCUUGCAGUUGCCCUAGCCACUGCUAACUUUCCAUCUCAGAUUUGGGGACAGAGCUGGCUGUGAACGCUGCCUUUUAAGGAAGUCUGGGUUCUCAUUUAUACAAAAUUUCCAUGCAAACUGUCUGCUUUCUAUAUAGAAUUUCAACUUUUCGUCAAAAUACCUGAAAGCAGAUUUUUCUCUUAAGAAUCCCUGUCUUCUGAUGGAAAGGCAAAACAUUUUGGCAGGAGAAAGGAGAAAAGCUCUUUCUCCCAACCAGCCCUCCUCAUCAUUUUAGAUGUGUCUGAUUUCUAAAGUUACUGGUCUCCCAAGGAAAACUGAGACCUGGAAGGUUUUAGUUCAGCAGUUGGUAGUAGACCAGCUCAGCCUGCCAAGAGCCCUGUAGACUUUUGGUGGCAGCUGUAGCUGGUAUACAGGGGUCAUGGUGGGAGACAGAAAAUAAAACAUGAGGGGAAGGAAGAAAAAAGGGCAAGCACAAGGUGAAGCAAAUGAUUUAGGGGAGGGGAAAGAAAGUGCAGGGGCAAACUUGUAAAUGCAAAAACAAGAGCAGGGAAUUGGAGAGAUCAGCUCAACUAGGGAAGGAAGUCAGGAGAAUCCAGCUGGUGUUUAUGUGUUGCUGGUCCAAUCCAUUACCCAUAGGAGAUCUCCUUCUACGUCAAAAGGCUGGUUGUUUAAAAGAUGGAGAUCACAAGACAAGUGUUGGACAUUUGCACAGUAGUAGCUGAGGUAGAGGGAAAUUUCUGAUUAUAGGAAAGAAAAGAAUACUGCAGAUAAAGCUGAAGGUUGCUAAUCAUUCAUUCCAGUUGUUAACACUGUACAAAUACAGUGAUCUUAAAAGAUUGUGAAAGAAUGACUGCUUAUCAUGGAGCACCUAGAUUUUAGGUGUCUGGCUCAUCUGACUCAUUGAUAGCUUUCCCUUCCCUUCAGACACCUCUUCCCCAUAUUGGUGGUGUGCUCCCUAGCCUCGGCCAGGCAGAGGGGUCAGUGGAAGGUGCGAGCUGGUGUACUCCCUCUCCUGAGUGAACAGGCUGCAACACAGUUAAACCCUUACCUGGCUGUGUGCAUGAAAAUGAGAUGGACAAGAGACUAGAGUUGGCAAUAAACGGCGCAUGGAUCGGUUCAUGAAUUAUGGCAUAUUUCAGUGUUGAAGCUAUGUUUUAUAUUUAAUGAGGCAAGAAGAGAUUAUUUAUUGCUUAAAAAUGGAGUACUGUGUACCAUAUGCUAUGCAAUUUCACUGAGCUGUUACUGAAGUCUGGUGCAGUUUUCUUUUAAGCUUUUAGGUGUGGUUUUUAAAAGCAUUUUGCUGUUGUUUUAGUUAGAAUACUAAUCUUAACUAGGAUAUCUUUCUUAAAAUGCCAAAUGUAAGGUAAAGGGACAUUGUCAAGUAUCUUAGGCCAAAACAUGACAACUCUGCUCAAAAGUAUUUGAAAUACAUCCCUUCAAGAUUAUUUGACAGACUUACCUCUGGAUUUCCUCUCUGCAUCCUAGUUCUUAGCAUUUUUUCAUCCUAUGGCAAGUAUUUUUAAGCCACUGUUUAUGUAACUCUUAAAGUAAUUGGCUCCAUCUAGUAAGCCAGAUGUUUCCCUGCAAGUCUUUCAUGUAGACGGUCCUGAGGCUGGCUGAAGUAUAUGUUUGGGAGGAGGGGAAUAAAAACACUGGAUUGUUUCUAUUUAGCAUUUGAGUCUUUAUGGUACCUUUUCUUCAGGUUUUCUUGUGCCAUGAGAGUAGUUUUAUGGCUUUUUUGCUCUCUGAAAGAGGACUAAGAGUGGGAGCCAGAACCUGUAGUUUAAAGACGAGAAGAAAAGGUUUGCUUCUAACCAAGGAGAGUAUUUAAGGAGAAAAAAUUUCAAAAGAGGAAAUCCCCAAGCUGGUAAGACACAAGAAGUGGACAGGAGUGCAACUGUUCAAAGCAACUGUUCAAGAACAGGAAUCCCAUCAUGUCAGCUAGAAGAGGAGUCUUUUCCACCUCAGAAGCUGUGCAGAGAAGACAGUAAAGAAUCUGUCAUUAUUACCGACUUUUUGUUUGAAUGUCCCAGACAGUUUAUUACUGGAGCCAUGGAAACCUAAUAAAGGACUUAACACAA
Gavia stellata (red-throated loon) is the source of this 7720-nucleotide messenger RNA. RefSeq names its product FYVE and coiled-coil domain autophagy adaptor 1 (gene FYCO1). The transcript is spliced from 17 exons. Gene Ontology annotation, cellular component: lysosome; late endosome; autophagosome. Gene Ontology annotation, biological process: positive regulation of autophagosome maturation; plus-end-directed vesicle transport along microtubule. Gene Ontology annotation, molecular function: metal ion binding. Lineage: Eukaryota; Metazoa; Chordata; Aves; Gaviiformes; Gaviidae. The record is from RefSeq and is a predicted model, not a curated record. The coding region runs from base 40 to 4683 and encodes 1547 amino acids.